AUGUCUACAAGUUCUACAUCAAAAACAGAUUUUGAGGAUUCACCUUAUAGAUAUUUAAACAUCCUCCGAAAUUUAUAUCCCGAUUUAUAUCAGCAUUUAAAUAGCGUUCCAGCUACAGAAUUAACGAGAAAAUUAGAAAUUGAACGUUUACGUACCAAUUAUAUGAACGACUAUUGUAUUUUACCAAGCUAUGGAGACCAUUUUUAUAGCAGCUUAAAACAAAAAGAUAAUAAGUUAAACCAGUACAAUAGUAACAAAGAAAAAAUAAAAAAUAUAAAAAACAUUGUUUAUCAACCCAGUUCAAAUUAUUCAAGAUCUGUGUCAGUGGAUGUAAGUGGAUGUGCUCUCAGAUGUAAAAAAUUUAUAAACGAAAUUAGGUGGUUUAACACUACAGAAUAUAGAAGUAACAUUUGUAAAACUGGUUGCAUAAUACGUAAAAGUUGUAUUCAUGAUCAUAGCAAAUUUGUUCCAGAUGCAAAAUUAGCUGAAGCUAUGCGUUAA
Condylostylus longicornis is the source of this 501-nucleotide messenger RNA. RefSeq lists its product as uncharacterized. The record is from RefSeq and is a predicted model, not a curated record. The coding region runs from base 1 to 501 and encodes 166 amino acids. The transcript is spliced from 2 exons. Lineage: Eukaryota; Metazoa; Arthropoda; Insecta; Diptera; Dolichopodidae.